Molecule: messenger RNA, 1060 nt
Organism: Calypte anna (Anna's hummingbird)
Lineage: Eukaryota; Metazoa; Chordata; Aves; Apodiformes; Trochilidae
Gene: HESX1
Product: HESX homeobox 1
Exons: 6
Coding region: 326-931 (201 amino acids)
Biological process (GO): pituitary gland development; forebrain development; regulation of transcription by RNA polymerase II
Cellular component (GO): nucleus
Molecular function (GO): RNA polymerase II cis-regulatory region sequence-specific DNA binding; DNA-binding transcription repressor activity, RNA polymerase II-specific
Source: RefSeq, a predicted model, not a curated record
ACCCUCCCCUCACCCUCCCCUCACCCUCCCCUCACCUCAGGUGGGUUCAGCUCAGCGUGUCCUGGGCCGCCGCUCCCUCCUGCUCCCUGUUCGUAACACAAGGAACGAGGAGGAGAGGCUCCCGCUGCUGGGGAGCGUACCCGUCACCUCCUGCGUCGGGCUGCCCCGGUGCGGAGAGGAUGAAGGGCAGUGAGCAGGUCUUUAGAGGAUUCCAGAUGUGUCCCCUAAUGGAGAGAACAUAUUGCCUCUGCUGGAGGGUGACAGAAGAUACCUGGAUCAGCUAUAAGGAGGACUUGCAGAGAGAUGCAAGUGCACUCUCCAUGCUAUGCCGGCUGAGGGUGAAAGCAUGGCGAGCAAAUCGCUGUGUGUUGCUGAUGCAUCGGCCUCUCAGAACCUUCGCAAAGUGCCUGAAACCACACAGCCCUCGUUUUCCAUUGAAAGCAUUUUGGGACUGGAGCAGAAAAAAGAUGGCAUUCCAUCUGUGAAGCCUCACAGACCAUGGAUGGAUGCAUGCACAACCUUAGUUUUAGAUGAUGACAGUGAUCCCCACCUUCAAAUUCCUGCUGUUUGCUAUGAAAAUCCGUUGUUUUGUGCUAACAGUAAUACAGUGCAAGAAGACAAAGUUUUGAAGUGUGAAAAAUACUUUUCAGUCACUGAUAGGCUAUCUUUCAAACGGGAACUGAGCUGGUACAGGGGUAGAAGACCAAGAACUGCAUUCACUAGAAACCAGAUUGACGUCUUGGAAAAUGUUUUUAAAAUGAACUCCUAUCCUGGCAUUGACAUUAGAGAAGAGCUAGCUCACAAAUUAGAUUUAGAUGAAGACAGGAUCCAGAUCUGGUUCCAGAACCGUCGUGCAAAGCUGAAAAGAUCACACAGAGAAUCUCAGUUUCUGAUGGUGAAAAAUACUUUCACUUCCAGCCUGCUAGAGUAGAAAGAAGGAUGGUUUGUUGUUGUGGUACUACAGUAGAACAUGAAGAAUUAUUGGAGUUUUUGUAACUAAGUAAUGAUGAUAUCUUAAUAAUGAUUUUAUCCCCAGAUUUGAAAGCUUUAUCAUAAUUUU